AGUAGAGAUUUAGUUUCUAUCCUCUUCAUAUGCCAUUAGUGUCAGUGGUCUUUGGCUCACAACAUCUCCGGGUUGCUGUGCUGGCUUGCUGAAGUAUUCUGAGAUUUGGGUGUCGGAGGAGAUCCAGGCCAGGUUUUCUCUCUGUCCUUUAGAGGAACAGAAGCCGCUCAAGGUAAAGGCAUGCAUGCUCAAUUUUUUGUUUUGCUCUGCUCAUCCAAUACCAACGUCAAAGGGCUAAUGGAGUAAACCACUAAAUUUGCUGUUGGCAGUCAUUGCUGUGUAUGUGACCAACUCUGCAAGCCAGAACAAAGGAAAAAAAAAACUUUUUAAAAACAAAAAGAACUGUGUGUCUUGUUACUCUGUAUAGCUAUCAGCACCACUGAUGCUUGAAUAUUUCUUUUAGUCAUUUGUUUAAUAAAAAAAGAAGACUUUUCUGCUGACAUCACCUUUUUUUUAAUUGUAACAGAUCAAACAGUACUUUUUUGGAAUUAAACAAAGAAAAAAAAAUGUGUAGGAUUUAACCUAGCUUGCAUUAUCUAAACAUCAGAGGUGCCUGUGUAAACAUAAAACAUCUUUUCAAAAAGGGUAGGUGGUAUGUGGUGUCUGGAUUGGGAGCUUUUGAUCUGAUAGAGCUGAAAGGUGAACACGUUUUUGUUUGCCUACAGCCAGAAGUAAAGUUUAAAAAAAUAAAUAAAAACAAAACAAAAAAAACAUGUGCAAAUCCACAGCAUGCUGGUUUUGAAUGGAGGACCUUCAGGAGUGCCACCUAUGAAGGCAGGUUCACUGCAGCGCAAUAGGACUGUUUACUGUAUCUCUGUCACUCUGAUUAGGAGUGAGCAGGCCCAGCUGGGGGAGGCGGGGAAAGACGAUGCUCAGCCUGCCUCGGCAGCAGAUAGGAGCGCCUCCUGGGAGCAGCAGGGAGUGCGCUUAGUUUCUGGAGGUAGCUCGGGGCAUAGAAGUCCUUCAGGAGCCCCAUGCAAGCUCUGUCUAAACACUGACUUUAGAGGCGGAGCGAGGUGUGACUGUGUCAAUGCUGGUGAGGAAAAAAUGAAGGAGGACAGGUUUAUUGAACAGAGUAACUCUUUGAAAAACUUAGCAGAGGCAACCCAGGAAGGAAUCCCUUGGUCUCCUCCACUGCAGGGGCGGCACUGGAACGACUGCCGUUCAGUCAGUCGGGAUGAUCCAGGAGAUCUUUCCCUUUUGGACUCUCCCCCACUGCCCGAGCAGCAGCAGCAGGAUUCUGCAUUCCCCUUAAGCCCUGGGCAAGUUAAGGUCAGAAGAGCGCUUCAGAGCCAGCUUCCUCACGACAGGGCUGUGAGCAUGUGCAGUUCCCCCAGCAAAGUGGAAUUUGAAUUGCGAGCCACCCAGACGAGGCAGGGGAGACCCAAGAGUAUCUGUGUGGUGGCGGGUGGCAGGACAGUGGCUGGAUUCAACUCUGAACCGACCUCCCCACUCCCCCAGCCACACAGCACAGUGAGCAGCCUGAUUGAGCUUCUUAGGCAGCAAAAAGUAAAGGAAGUGGAUCUUCAUGCUGGGACCACUGGUAACGCCAACAAGAACCCAGAAGAGGCCACUAAGGUUUUGGUCAUCCCCCAGGUCUCCUUGAGGCAGAGACCAAAGGAGAAGCACAGAUCGGUCAGCAUGACCUUCUUGGAGAUCAACAAGCUGGUCCCGCGGGUAGAGCAGCUGGGCUCUGAGGACGAUCUUGAGUCGGAAAGCUCCUCUGGCUUCAGCCGGACCAGCAGCAGCUCCAGCUUCCUGAGGUCUGGAUUCCGCUGGAAGAUGUUUGGGAAAGCAGCCGGGGAAGAUGGGAAGUCACCCCAGCAGGGCACAAAAGAGGAAAGCCCAAAAAUGACCCUGGCAUCUUUCAGGAGAAGUCUGAGCUUCAGAAUAAGGAGAGGGCUUAAUAAAGGUGGAAGCAAGGAGACGGAUGGCCGCAUCCGUGCGAAAAGCGAUGGAGAUGCCAAUCUCUAUCCCCAGCGCCCCUUCUCUUAUUUGAAUGGAGGACUCCUGCCACCUCUUCCUGGCAAGACAGGGUCCCCCACAGAGGAUAGUGUGUUUCACUACAUGAGGUACCAGAGCAAAGGGAAGCUAAAAGUCCGGGAGAUCCCUGUUAACCCCAAGCUCUCCAAACCCAGCACAAGCGAGCCUAGCGUGUGGAGGUUGCUGACUGAGCGUUUUAGGAAAAAGGAACAAUCUCCCCCUGACAAAUCUGAAAUAAACUUCCAUAACACAGAGCCUGUAAAAAUCCCCCUGGACUGGAAAAAGAGACCAGAACUUGUUGCCAUAGAGACUGUUACUGGCACACAACACAGUGAAACUCAAGACUCCUUUGUGAACAGCCAAGAAUGGACGUUAAGUCAAUCAGUACCAGAGCUCAAAGUGGGUAUUGUAGGCAACCUAUCAAGUGGGAAAUCGGCACUGGUCCACAGGUACCUGACUGGCACAUACGUUCAGGAGGAAUCCCCUGAAGGUGGCAGGUUUAAGAAGGAGAUUAUUGUGGAUGGACAGAGUUACCUCCUUCUGAUCAGAGAUGAGGGAGGGCCCCCUGAACUACAGUUUGCUGCCUGGGUUGAUGCUGUGGUCUUUGUCUUCAGUCUGGAAGAUGAAAUCAGUUUCCAGACAGUUUAUAAUUACUUCCUGCGGCUCUCCAGUUACCGAAACACAGCCGAGGUCCCCAUGGUCCUUGUUGGCACUCAAGAUGCAAUCAGUGCUGCGAAUCCCAGAGUUAUUGAUGACUCCCGGGCGAGGAAACUUUCCAAUGAUCUGAAACGAUGCACUUACUACGAGACCUGCGCCACCUACGGUCUCAAUGUGGAGCGAGUGUUCCAGGACGUUGCCCAAAAGGUGGUAGCUUUAAGGAAAAAGCAGCAGCUUUCUAUCGGUCCCUGCAAGUCUCUGCCAAACUCUCCCAGCCACUCCUCCGUCACCUCCUCUUCCAUCCCCUCAGUGCACAUUAACCAGGCGACCAAUGGCAGUGGCGGGUUCAAUGACUAUUCCUCUUCUGUCCCAUCAACUCCCAGCAUCAGCCAGAGAGAGAUGCGGAUCGAGACCAUUGCGGCCUCCAACACACCCACUCCUGUCCGCAAGCAGUCCAAGCGCCGCUCCAAUAUCUUCACAUCUCGAAAAGCCAGCGAGCAGGCAAAGAGCAUGGACUGUAAAACAGACAACAUUGGAAGUGGACGGGCCAUUCCUAUAAAACAGGGUAUUCUUCUCAAGAGGAGUGGCAAGUCCCUGAACAAGGAGUGGAAAAAGAAGUACGUCACGCUGUGUGACAACGGUGUCCUCACCUACCACCCCAGCCUACAUGAUUACAUGCAGAACGUCCAUGGCAAAGAGAUUGACUUGUUGAGGACGACGGUGAAGGUACCUGGAAAACGACCACCGAGAGCUGUGGCCACAUCAGCUCCUACUGCCAGUCCCAAAACCAACGGGCUCACAAAGGACAGGAACAACCUGCAGCUAGUGCCAGGGAACACUGGGGCCCCCCACUCCACCAGCAGCAGCUCCCUGCAGUCAGAGCGCUCGGUCAGUGGCAUCAACCUAGUGGCCUACAGCGCCAAGCCCGACGGGAUGCACCAGCGCUCCUUCUCUGUGUCCAGUGCUGACCAGUGGAACGAGGCCGUCAUCACCCCCAGCAGUGGCACCGGCGCCGCUAACGGGACAACAGACUCUCUGUGCUCCAGCCCCAUUGUGUCAAGCACAACCAGCCCAAAGUUGGAGCCCCCACCAUCGCCCCACGCCAACCGCAAGAAACACAGGCGAAAAAAGAGCACGGGUGCAACCAAGCCAGAUGGGCCCACGACGGGCAAUGAAGAGCAAGAGGAGUCGUUUGAGUUCAAUAUUGUGUCGCUGACUGGUCAGAUGUGGUAUUUCGAGGCAUCCACCUAUGAUGAGAGGGAGUCUUGGGUCCAGGCUAUCGAGAGCCAGAUCUUUGCCAGUUUACAGUCAUGUGAGAGCAGCAAAAACAAGUCCCGGUUGGGCAGUCAGAGUGACGCACACGCCAUCCAGUCAAUCCGUAACGUAAGAGGGAACAGCUUCUGUGUGGACUGUGAAGGGCCUAACCCAGACUGGGCCAGUUUGAACCUUGGCGCCCUGAUCUGUAUCGAAUGUUCUGGAAUUCACCGGAACCUUGGCACGCACCUGUCACGUGUGCGCUCUCUGGACCUGGACGACUGGCCAGUGGAGCUCAGCAUGGUGAUGACGGCUAUCGGCAACGCUUUGGCGAACAGUGUCUGGGAGGCCUUGGUUGAGGGCUACACCAAACCCACUUCAGACAGCUCCAGGGAGGAAAAGGAGUGCUGGAUCCGGGCAAAGUACGAGCAGAAGUUGUUUUUGGCGUCGUUGCCCCAGUCCGAUGUGCCCCUGGGACAGCAGCUGCUCCGGGCCGUGGUGGAGGACGACCUGAGGCUGGUGGUGCUGCUCCUGGCCCACGGCUCCAAGGAGGAGGUGAACGAGACCUAUGGGGACGGGGACGGAAGGACCGCUCUGCACCUGUCCAGCGCCAUGGCCAACGUGGUCAUCACGCAGCUGCUGGUCUGGUAUGGUGUGGAUGUGAAGAGCAGGGAUGCCCGUGGCCUCACCCCACUAUCCUACGCACGGAGAGCUGGCAGCCAGGAGUGCAUUGACAUCUUGAUCCAGCACGGCUGCCCCAACGACAACUUCAUUCCCAUCCCCACACCCAACCUGUCCCGCCGCAACACCAACAACAAUGCCCAGUGCGAGCUGAACCGCAGCGCCAGCAUCAUGUAGCCAGGGUGGGGAGGGAGGGGGGCAGAGGGACAACAACCACCUGUUACUCAACACAUCUGAUUGGAUCUCAUGAGCCCCUCUCCUCCCACCAAGCCUUGUCCUGGUUAAUAGACUUGGUCUGCUAGGUAGAGAAGGGGUUCUGUGGCAAUGGAAAACGGGUAUGCAAGUAGGGAGAGACGACAGGGAUUCGGAGGGCUAGGGGCUGCAUCUCGGGGGAUUUUAUUGCCAUACAAUAGGUAUCGGCUACCAUCCCAGUUUCAAUAAGCAACCCACCCACCCUUUGCCGCAAUACCCUGUAUUACAAUGAAAGAAUUACAGCAGUCAGUGACAAGGGAAUAAGUGACGUUGCUUUUAGUGGGGCUUCCUUCAGUUCUGAAGUUAACCGCUGAACUUCAGGGCUUUUUUGUUUUGUUUUUUGGACCAGUUGCAAGAAUGGCACAAGCUAUAUGUAUAUUUGAAUCCAUUUAAACUAAUGGUGAAACGGUGACAAAACACUACACAGAGAUUUAAUGGGAAAAAUACUCUGAAAGACAAACCUUCAGCCAAUAAGUUUUUUUUUGUUAUUAUAUAUACUAUAGUGUUGGGGAAAUGUGACCCCUUUUUUUCCCCCCCCAUCAAGCUAAAUAAGUGUUCUCAGCUGGAUUGUAAUCCACAAAGAUUGUUUCCUGCCUCAGCUUUCAGGGCAUCCCCUGGUGUUUGGCCCUCAGCGCCUGUCCUUCCCAUGGAAAUCACAGGGUAUCCUUGUUGUGCUGAGAGAAACACACUUCCUGUUCUCGUUGUGAUAUUUCUGGGCAUGUUCAGGUGGCUUGCUCUUCUAUGUUUUAGGUACCGGUACCAAUUUCAUCAAACAUACAGUUUUAUUGACAUUUUGUGGUGUGCGCUGUGUACACCGCUUCUAGGUAUUGUACCAUAUUAUCAGUUUUAUUGUCACCUUGCACUAUGUCCUGUCUUUCCAAAGCUUUAUCCCAGUAGUUAAUAGUACAUACUGUGUUACUGCAUACCUGUUCUGUAUUUUGUCAUAUUGCCUUCCUGGAUGUGUGAUAUUCAGCGUUGAUUGCAUUCCUUAACUGAGUAGGACUAUAUUUACCUCUUCAGCUUUAGUACAGUGGAAAUCUGUUUCUUGUCUUACUGUAUUAUUAUGUUAUUGUUGAGGUAAAACUAUAAAAGAAAAAAGUAGACAAACAGCAGGAUUUCAUCAAAGUAUUAGUUUCUUGUAGGUUUACCUGAGCAUUUCUGAAUGUUUUUAAAGAUUUUUAUAUUACUGUAAUGCUAUGCUCAUCUCACAUUUUCUGACUUAACACUACAGUUAAGACCCUGGCAGGCAGGAACACUGACACUAACCAAACACAAAGAACACUUUAAAAAACAAAAAGCAAUCAUUAGGAGUUUGGAUGAUCCCAAGUUCUGUGCACAAAUACAAUCCCUGUCCUUCCUGACAGAGAGAAUGUGUGUUGACCUCUAUUUUUUGCAGUGCCCAAAAGUGUUUUGGUCUUGUUGAAAUGUUUACAACACCUAUUCAGCUGUUCUGUAAUGCCCUGAUGUUUUAUAAGUCCAGUCUCGAAGCUUAUUUGAAACAUAACUUGCUCUCCCACUUGCACUUUUAAAACCAAAGCCAUGCCAGACUUAUGUAGCUUUUUGUACAGGCCAAGAAUCACGUGUCAGAAGUGAUUUGAGCUGAUUUUAUUGCAGAAGCUAGACUUGCACUGCAUUGCUGUACUGUAGUGGACUUCGCUGUUAUGUUGGAGUCCCUUCAUUUUAAAAUGCUGACAGUUUUAUAAUGUGCUUGUGUGCCUGUGUGAUCAGGUCUGCAUAAUGUCAUAAUUUGAUAAUAGAUAUUUGAGAAAUGUCAAUCUCCCAAAGAUUGUUCAUAGCUUGUUUUUCUUUUAUACUGUAAUAUUAUUGUCAGCUACUUACCAAUAUUCUGUUUCUUUUCAUCCAAGUGGAAAGGGUAUCACUGCCUUGUGUGAACCACGUGGUUAUUUCUGCACAGAACUAAGGAACAUUCAGAAAACUCACAUGCACCUGUUAUAAGAUUGACACACUAUUGGGGAAUUAAAGAUCUCAGUUGCAUCCAAUUUGUCAAUAGAUUAUUGACUCUGCAAUCAUGACCUUUGUGAUAUACUCACAGGAGCUGAUCAAUCACUUUGCUGUUGUCUUCAAGCAGUAAGAUGAGGUGAAUGAUCUAUUUGAGGUGCUUUAAACUAUUGCAGCUGAAUGGAUAGAGUGAUUUUGUUUACUCUGCACCUACUGGAAGCUGCAUGAUAUCCUCACUAGAGAGUCUUAUAUAUUUGGUUCUUCAUUUUCAGGUUAUAUAGAUUUUUUUCCCCCCCAAAAAAAUCUAUUUAUUGAAAAUUUAAAGUAUAACACCAAGUAAUAAUUCUAGUUUGUUCCUUUUUGGGUACUGAUCCAUCAUAGUGCUUUCACAACAGUGUUGAAAGGUUCUUACAUCCUGCAAUGCCAUAGAGAUUAUUAAAAUGAAGUUUAAAAGGUUGAACGAAAAUGUCAGGGACUAUGAAUACUUGUUUGUUUGUUCUUAAAUGUUCACAAAUAAGGUUAAGCACAUCUGAUGCAUUGUUCUGCAGUUUUAAAAUGUAAAGUCACAACUGUAGAGAAUUUUCGCCAGAAAUCUAAUAGAAGAAACUGAUUUUCUCCCAUUUUUUAAAGAUUAAAAAUGAAGAUAAUAUAAUAAUAGAACACUCGAAAAACAGAAAGGUUGUUGGUUUUUAAUCUUUGUUUUAGUACUAAAAACUUUGGGUUUUUCACUAUGCAGAUAUAUCGGAAAUGACUUCAUCAUGCUCCAUGCUGGUUUGAGGCAUCCUAACCAAAGUUAUUGGUGGGCUUUAUUCUAGUUAUGUAUUUAUUUUACACUUGAACAAUUGAUCAGUUUGUUUUGCAGUAACAUGCUUUAUCUAGUCAGUUUUUACAGAAAUUUACCCCUAAGACAACCAAAGUGAUCUAGGGAUUGUUCUGAAAGUGAUUACAAAUCAGAGGGCUCAAUCAGUUUAAGCAGUAAGGUGCUUUAACCUGUAACCAUUGUUUCUUUCAAAUCAUGUUCUGAUUUAUUCUGAGAUACCCUUAGGUUAAUCAGUUCAUCAUUAUCCCUGCAGGAGAUUCUCUUGUAUGUUAUACAUGACUUAUUAAACAGUAAAACACAGUGCAAACACUACCACAUGACAUACAGUAUUUGUAACGCAGGAUGAAAAAAAUGACAGUAGCAAAGCAACCUUUGGCAAUUUAAAUGUAUUUGAUACAUGAUCUUAAAUUUCUAAGUGUGAAAUAAUUUUGAAGGGGUUAGAUCUAAACCACUGCUUAAGUGGGGGAUGUAGGUGGAUAUGAUGGGAAACAGGUUAGAUAUCCCGGUACACAGCCAAGCCUAAUAAUCAGAGACUGCUCUCAUUCAAUCGUCAGCUGCAAAACGCAGAACUGCUAAGAGUGUAGGGAUAUAGAUUAGAGGAAGGGGCAUGGGACCAGUGGACAUGCAGGUAGGCUCCUGCAUUAGCUAUUGUAAACUGUGUGCGCGCGUCGGACAGAGCAAGAGGGGGUGUGAAUGAGUGAAUGCAAAUUUGUUCAGAUUAAGCAAGAAAGGUUUAAAAUAUGGUGUUGUGGUACAUGGAGUUUCCUCCUAUACAGGUUUUGUAGUCAACAGUACUUGAGACUUGCUUUGAAACUUCAACACCACACAAGUAAUAUCCAGCAGUAUGGAGACAUUUUAAUGAUAGAGGGUUGUCCAGUUUGAUAUUUUUAUUUUCCUUUGAAUUAUUUUAGUUCAGUAGCAACUGCCUUUGGUAGAUUCUGUUGAGAGCACAUCUGAAUGUCCCAACACUAUCUGGAUCAUGUGAUUGCCUGUAUAAAAGCAACCUUGUUUUAAAGCAAAGCUACAGAGAUAAAACUGACCACCCAAAGGACUGAGUUAGGAAUGAGUUUACAAUCAAAAAAAAAUAAUAGAAAAAGUUCUGUAUUGCUUUCAAUACUUAGUUUCCAAUUAGAUCACAUGUGUCCUAUAUUGAUCUUGCUGUGGAAGCUAUUUCAAAAACCAGCCAAAAGGAUGUCCUCUACCAAAUAGUACAGUGUAGAAAUUCUACACAUUCUGGUACUGAAAUACACACCUUUCGAAGUGAACUAGCAUACAUUUUAUUAGACAGACUUUGUAAAAAAAAAAAAAAAAAAAAAAGAUAAGCAGUGGACCAGCAACCCAGCGCUCCUUCAAAACUGAUAAAGGUGUGUUUAAGCCACCAGGUUUUCUUUCCUCUGCACCUGGCGAACCAGGAACUCUCAAUAAAGUACCAUGGCACAGCCUGCUUUACAGGAUUCAUUCCAAGAAAAAGUAAUUAAGACAUUAAAACCUGUAAAUCAAUUCCACCCUGCAUUAAGUUCAAUAUAUUAAUGUUUGUUUCAUGAAAGGAUAUUUCUGUACUUUUGUUUUAACCUAAUAAGUGACCAGUAAAGCAACUGAUUUCCCAGUAUACAACAUGAGAGCUUACCAGCAUGUGUCAGGAUGCAGCAGCCUAAACAAACUUAAAAGAAGGGGACAAUACUGUUAAACACUAAUGUAUAAUGUGAAGGCAAGAAACUGAUUAGUCAGUAAUUGGGUGAAAAUGUAUAGAAAAUACUUGUGCUUGAAACAAACAUUAUUCAAAUGGACUUUCUGUAAUACAGAAUUUCAGGUAAUUUGUAUUUAAACACAAUGAGUAUUCAGCCUAUACUAAUAUAUUUGUAAAAUGAAGUGUUUUCUGAAUACAUUAGUAGAGGUAAACUGAAGACUUGUCCUUGUGUUUUAAAUGGUCUCUGAGGAAGAAAGGCCUGGUAGCAUACGAAACACUGGAGAAAGCGGUGAAGCCGCUCACAUAUUAUCUAGCUCCAGUCUUUUGUGGGAAAGUUUCAAAGCAAAUCUGAAUGAGGGGCACACCUGGGAGAACGUUCAGCGAGUCAGGAGGAGUGUUUGCGAUCAACAUCUACCCUUUGAUGAUGCUGCAUGUGGCUCUCUUACCCCCAAUCAUGAAUGCAAAUCCUUUCUAAAAUCCUGUAGGUAGAAAUAUUCCCCCUGAUCUGGGAUCAGUACGUGUUCAGUAUAGUUAUAAAUCUAAAAACACACAAUAGGUUAUCUUUGGUUUGGCUAGUUUAGCAUUGAUAUAGAAAUGAACUGACCCUACUUGAAUGAUGAGCGCUAGAAAGUGGUUAGGGGUAUAGCAGAAUCUUAAAGGACACAUCUAACACAAAAUCCAUUCAGGUUUACCAUUGGUUUCCUGUACUGGAGCCAAAACCAUAAUUUGUUUUUUAGUAAUAAAGGUACUAUGGUUAUGUUGCAAUGCUUAUACAUCAUCUGCCCUUUGAGGUACUCCAUGUAUAAUAAUGUACAUUUUGAAAUAUUUAUAUUGCAGUAUGUAAAUAUUGUUUGAUUUUUUUUCUGCGUUUAAAGAAAACUGCUGUGUGCGUGGAUGACUGUUGACCAAUUAUAAAUGCUCAAAUAAAACAAUGUAGCUGCACCCAAAUGAUGGGGAAAUUAA
Acipenser ruthenus (sterlet) is the source of this 10256-nucleotide messenger RNA. RefSeq names its product arf-GAP with GTPase, ANK repeat and PH domain-containing protein 3. Gene Ontology annotation, molecular function: GTPase activity; protein binding; GTPase activator activity. The transcript has 18 exons. Bases 730 to 4752 code for a protein of 1340 amino acids. The record is from RefSeq and is a predicted model, not a curated record. Lineage: Eukaryota; Metazoa; Chordata; Actinopteri; Acipenseriformes; Acipenseridae. Gene Ontology annotation, cellular component: nucleus.